AUGUCGAAUAAACAAAUAUACUCAGCAACCUAUUCCAAUGUGCCAGUCUUUGAAUUCGUCACGUCCGAAGGACCUAUUAUGCGUCGAAAAUCGGAUUCAUGGAUUAAUGCAACUCAUAUACUAAAAAUUGCCAAAUUUCCAAAAGCAAAAAGAACAAGAAUAUUAGAAAAAGACGUGCAAUCAAACACUCAUGAGAAAGUACAAGGUGGGUAUGGGAAAUAUCAAGGUACUUACGUGCCGUUAGAAUUAGGUGAACAAAUUGCAAAGAAUUUUGGAGUAUUUGAAAUCUUAAAACCAAUAUUUGAAUUUCAAUAUAUUGAAGGGAAAUCAGAAACUCCUCCUCCUGCACCAAAACAUAAUCAUGCCCUGGCAUUAAAUAUCGCAAAAAGACAAGCACAACAGAAACAACAACCACAAGCCAGUACUACCAAUAAACGAAUAAAGAUCGCUCCUGUGCCUUCUUCAAGCACGGGAGAAGGAACAACCACAGCACCUUCAAGUGGAGAUGAAAAACCAAAGAAACGUGGAAGACCAAAACGAGUGGCAUUGAAUCGAGCACCGGCGUCAUUAAAACAUUCAGAUACUAUUCCUUUAGAACAACCACAACAAUACCGACACGCAGCCACCAAAACUUCAUUUAUCGGAACCAUGCCGAUGAUUCAACGACAAGAUACUGAGCAAGAUGCACUUCAAUUGAUGACAACGAAUAUGAAUCUUAAACAAGGAGAUCUUCAAGCUGUGGGCAGUGAUGAAGACGACGAUGAUCAUAAAGGAGGAGCUGGAGCAGGGGAUGAUUUUUUCAGAUUGAGAGGAAGGCUCGCGUCACAGAAUGGAAAUGGCGAAUUACCUAUUGAUUCCCAACCUGAUGAUUUAUUGACUAGUAGGGAGUUAUUUGGAGUAUCUCGAGAAUCAUUUGAAAAAGUUAGAAAUCCGUUCGUGGUCAAGAAUGAAGAGAAGUAUGGAGGAAUACAUCAAUAUCGACAACCAAGUAUAGGUAGUCUUCCAAGUACUUCUGUUGAUGCUCUGAUGUAUUCUGAAUAUUUCAGUAAUUUGGUGAAUUAUUUCCUUGAAGAAGAUAAUAAUACCAACAAGAUACGACCCAAUUCAAUUCCAGAAAAAUUAUUAAAUCCUCCAUUACCUUUAUCCAAAAUACAUAUCAAUCAACCAAUAGACAAUGAUGGAAAUACGAUAUUUCAUUGGGCAUGUUCAAUGGCUAAUAUACCGAUUGUUGAAUUUUUGCUAAAUACGUUUCUGGAUUCAAUUAAUGCAGAAAUGAGGAAUAAUAAUGGGGAAACGGCAUUGAUGUUUUUAGUUCGUUUUAAUAAUUCAUACCAAUUACGGAACUUCCCUUUGGUUUUACAAUUAUUGUUAGAAUCGGUUCUUUUGGUGGAUAGUCAAGGAAAAACUGUUCUUCAUCAUAUUGUCCAAAUUGAUAAAGAUCAACAUAAAAACACCAAGAAACGGGAAAAGUUUUCACGAUAUUAUAUGGAAUCAUUAUUUGAUAAGAUUAUCGAAAGUACUGAAGAUGAAGAAGAUACUGAACGUGAGGAUAAGAAACUGGAAUUGAUUGCUAAAUUUAUAAAUCAUCAAGAUUGUGAAGGAAAUACUGCAUUCCAUAUCGCGGCAUAUAAUUUGAAUUUGAAAUGUAUUAAAGUGUUUAUUAGUUAUCAUCGAUAUAUUAAUUUUGGCUUGCGGAAUUUGGUUUCAUGUACUGUGGAGGAUUAUUUGGCGUCGCAUAAUUAUGUACUAAGAUUAGACGAUGAAGAACAAGAAGGCAAAGGAGGAUUAGCUGGCGGAGGAGUGGAUGGGGAUAAGAAUGUGGAUAUUUUGGUGUCUACCGGAGAAAAUGGAUUUCAAUCACAUCAAUCAUUUGAAACUCAAUUGUAUAAUUCGAAACUUGCAUUGAAUUUACAGAAUACAACGUCAAAUUUAAUCACCGAGAAAAUGACACAAUUGGCAUAUACUAUAGAUAAAGAAUUAAGUGAAAAGGAUGAGGUGAUAUUAACAUAUUUCAAGAUUCUCAAGAAGGUAAAUCAAGAUAAAUUGGCAUCACAAAGGAAACUCCUAUCAUUCUUCAAUUUAGAUUAUUUGAUUGAUGACUUGGAUACGACGAAUCGUUCAGAACCAAAUAGUCAAGAAUCUAAUGUUUCCGCGUCACAGACCCAAGACUUAUCUAUUGAUUUUUCAAAAGAUAAGAUAAUCCAAGAGGAAAUAUAUCGAUUAAUCAAUGAUUUAACUUAUCAAUAUUUACAAAAAGAAAAUGAAUUUGAUAAUCUAAUGAAAUCUUAUAAAGUGACCAAUGAGAAAGUAGUUCAAGCGACAUUGGCGAAGAUUGGUCCUAACAUGGAUGACGGAGAGAUCAAAGAAGAUCAAUUUACGUUAAUGACUCAAUUACAAGAACUGAUACUCAAGAGAAGAACAUUAAUGAAUAAGAUCUAUAAAUACGAAAUGAAUGUGCCUACAUUAGAUGAAGGAAAGGAAAACAAAGCAGAAGACUCGCAAGUGGAUCAACAACAGCAGCAGCAACAUCAGCUGUUGAUUUCCAAAUAUGGAAGCAAUGACAAAUUAACGAAGUAUUGUAAAUUGAUUGCAUUGUGUUGUGGGAUGAGUACUGAUGAAGUUGAGAAUUCGAUAGAUUUGAUUGAACAAUCUUUAGUUGACACUAAAAAGAAAUAA
Hemisphaericaspora subhashii is the source of this 2676-nucleotide messenger RNA. It is a transcript of the gene MBP1, whose product is annotated as transcription factor. NCBI's taxonomy places the organism in Eukaryota, Fungi, Ascomycota, Pichiomycetes, Serinales, Debaryomycetaceae. Gene Ontology annotation, molecular function: DNA binding; protein binding; transcription regulator activity. Gene Ontology annotation, cellular component: MBF transcription complex; SBF transcription complex. The transcript has a single exon. The record is from RefSeq and is a predicted model, not a curated record. The coding region runs from base 1 to 2676 and encodes 891 amino acids.